AUGAUAACAGGCAUUACUCUUAUGGCACUUGCAGCAGGGGAGGAUCUCACCCAGCAUGUGGAUAUUUUCAUGGGAACAGAGGGUGGAGGCAACAAUUUUCCUGGGGCGGUCCGACCCUUCGGCAUGGUUAAGCUCGGCCCUGAUCUCCUCCUGUCAGGCACAGACUCAUACUCAGGCUAUCUGCCCGAUGGUAACUUCUCUGGUUUCAGCAUGAUGCACGAACAAGGAACAGGCGGGGCACCUAAAUACGGCACCGUCUCGCAAUUGCCCUUGGUCGGCAAUAUCAGUGAUCCCUUGUCUAAUAUCACUGUAUCGCGGAGUGGCACUGAUGAAGGCUCUGUCGGCUACUACAAGGCUGAGACUAGUGACGACGUCGAAGUCGAACUGAGUGCUUCUUCCAGAGCGGGCAUCUAUCGCUACACAUUUCCCUCAAAGUCGCAGGGGAAUAUACUAGUUGAUGUAUCGCAUGUUUUACCUUCCUUUCGGGGUCAAGGCCUGGGUCAAGGUUAUGAAGGUGGUAAUAUUACCAUCUUCGCUGAUGGUCAUUAUGAAGGGUCUGGUGUAUAUAACAAUGGAUGGAAUGAGGCGCCCGACUGGACUAUUUACUUCUGUGGUUAUUUUGACUCUGCUGCUACAAGCAACAAGACCUAUUCAGCAACAGGUACAGCUAAGAGUGUUGAGCAGCCCGGUGGCUUUGCUACAUCUUCGUCCAGCUCUACUCGUGUUGGUGGCUUGUUCUCGUUUAAUGAUACUGAAGUCAUUUCUCGUGUGGGCAUCUCCUGGAUCUCAACACAGAAAGCCUGUGAUAACGUGAACAACGAGAUUCCAAAAGGCACAUCAUUUGCCUCGGUCGUCGAUGAUGCGGUUUCCGAAUGGAAUAGUGAGGUCUUGUCUAAGGUCACGACAACCAAUACCAACGAAACUAGUCUCAGCCUCCUCUACACGUCUCUCUACUUCAUGCAUCUCAUCCCGACAAACCAAACCGGAGAAAACCCCGGCUGGACAUCAUCUGAGCCAUAUUACCAAGAUAUCUUUACUUUCUGGGAUCUCUUCCGCUGCUCUACUUCCCUAAUGCAGGUCCUCCAACCAACAGCAUACGAAGAGCAAAUCCGUUCUCUAAUCGACAUCUGGAGAAACGUCGGCUACAUGCCAGACGCCAGAUCUUCCAACUACAACGGCCGCUCACAAGGCGGAUCAAAUGCCGACAACGUCCUCGCCGACGCCUACGUCAAAGGGGUCCGCGGUUCAGUAAAUUGGGAAGACGGCUACAAAGCCAUGAAAAAAGACGCAGAGGUCACGCCUGUGAAUUGGCCCAUUGACUGGAUGGCACCAGAUUCCUCAACCCAUGACGGCCGGAGCGCUCUCCCCGACUGGCUUGACUAUGGGUAUAUCACACCCAAUUUCAGCCGGGCCGUUAGCCGGGCCGUGGAAUACGCGUAUAACGAUUUCGGAUUGUAUCAGGUUGCGUCUGGGCUUGGAAAGACGGAGGAUGCGAAAACAUAUCUCAAUCGCUCGCGUAAUUGGCGGAAUCAUUGGAAUCCGGACCAGACUUCGUUGGGAUAUUCGGGUUUCGUCGUCCCGCGCAAUACCUCAGGCUUUAUCGAGACGGAUCCGCUGGAUGAUACUGGGUACUGGGGUGAUUCUUAUUAUGAGGCUAAUUCCUGGGCGUAUUCGUUUGCGGAUGUGCAUGAUAUGAAGCAUAUGAUUGAGCUUAUGGGCGGGAAAGAGACUGUUAUCUCUCGACUGGAUACUAUGUUCACCGAUGGGGCCAGUGGAUCGAGUGGGACUAUUUUUGACGCAACUAACGAACCGAUGUUCAAUCUUCCGUAUCUGUACAACUACGUCGGUCGACAGGAUCUGGCCGUCUCGCGAUCUCGCAAGGUCGCUAAAGAAGAUUAUACCACCGGUGUGUCUGGACUCCCAGGCAACAGUGAUGCAGGAGCUAUGCAGACUUGGUUACUCUGGAACAUGAUCGGCCUGUACCCGAUCACCGGCCAGACAACCUUCCUGAUUCAUUCACCCUGGUUCACGUCCAUGACCAUCGAUCUGGGUAAUAAGAAAAAACUCCACAUUAAGUCCACGGGCGGAGAUGGUAAUGGUGACAGCGACAUCUAUGUCCAAAGUCUCAAGGUCAAUGGUAAGGCGUGGAAGAAGAGCUGGUUGACCUGGGAUGACAUCUUUGCGCGAGGUGGCACACUCGAGUUUGAGCUGGGGCCGACCGCAGUCAAUUGGACGACAGGGGAGCUGCCGCCAAGUCCUGCAUCUUGA
This is a messenger RNA of Penicillium longicatenatum, 2268 nucleotides long. Its product is annotated as alpha-1,2-mannosidase family protein. The record is from RefSeq and is a predicted model, not a curated record. Gene Ontology annotation, biological process: protein quality control for misfolded or incompletely synthesized proteins; carbohydrate metabolic process; glycoprotein catabolic process. Lineage: Eukaryota; Fungi; Ascomycota; Eurotiomycetes; Eurotiales; Aspergillaceae. The transcript has 5 exons. Gene Ontology annotation, molecular function: carbohydrate binding; peptide-N4-(N-acetyl-beta-glucosaminyl)asparagine amidase activity. The coding region runs from base 1 to 2268 and encodes 755 amino acids. Gene Ontology annotation, cellular component: nucleus; cytosol.